This is a messenger RNA of Caenorhabditis auriculariae, 486 nucleotides long. NCBI's taxonomy places the organism in Eukaryota, Metazoa, Nematoda, Chromadorea, Rhabditida, Rhabditidae. The record is from the annotation of a GenBank genome assembly.
AUGAACAUUGUUUAUGUUACGCUGACUCGUAAGGAGUUCCAAGGGAAAUCAGGUUGAUUUUUCGAAAAAAUAAAUUCAAUUUUAUCUAUAUUUUAGGUUGUCUCCAAUGCAUUUUGAGUAUCUCCCACAUUUGGAGCCUUCUGAUGGAACUUCCAAAUUCAUUCCUAUUAUUGAAUGCUCAGCGAGUGACAAGAAGAACUUGCUACAAAAUCAUCUUUUCCUACAUUUUCUCAAUCUCUUUCCAAGCUUGUAUGUGGCUGAUGCUCCUCAUUGACAUUUACAUCAUGAUCCUUUUGCCUAUCUGGUAACUUUUUCUAAUCUUUUCAUCGAAAAAGAAGUUUUUCUAGGUACAUGAAAGCCAAAACUACGGUUUAUGUAAUCUUGAUGGUUCUACCGCCUACGAUUUAUGGGACUAUCACGAUGUUGGGCGGAUUCUUGUACAUGGACGACGAAGUAAUCCUUUUUUGUAAUCCUCCUAUCGGUUAG